UGGACGAUGAGGUAAAAGUUUAGUGGAGCCCGGAGAAAGGAGAGUGCGCGAUGUUGCUGGCGGAUCAAAGUCAGCAGUGGCUCACCGCGCGCGCCAAGGUGUCGGUGCUGCAGGCGCGCGGCCUGCGAAUCAAAGGCAAGCUCGGCACGGACGGCGCGCACGUGCUGCUGCAGGUGGGCUCGCAGAAGUUCAGCACGCCGAAGGGGCAGCAGCAGCGCGCGGACCCGGUGUGGGAGGGGCAGGAGGCCGCGUUCGAGCUCACGGGCUUCCCGGAGAACAGCGCCGCCCUUCGCGUGCAGGUGCUGCAGCGCGCGCUGGUGGGGCCGGACAAACUGCUGGGGCAAACGGACAUCAACCUGGGAGAGCUGUACAGCAACAGGGGCCGAGACAGGACAGAAUGGUUCAAACUGUUUGGAAAACCAGGCAAGCCGGAGAAGGACCGAGGAGAGAUCCUACUGGACAUCCAGUUUCUGAAGGGCAGCAUGUCCGCUAGCAUGUUCGACCUGUCCAGCCAGGACAAAUCACGCUCCAAAAUCGGCAAGCUGAAGGACAAACUGCGGGGCAAGAAGAAGGAGGGUCUGUCUGACUCAGCCUCCGCCAUCAUUCCCUCUGUCACUCAGGUGAUGACUGACAGCGAGGGGGAGGAAGAGGAGGAGCCGGUGGCCGGAGAGAAGAAGAAGAAAAACAAACUGAAGUCUCUGUUUGUCCCUAAAUCCAGUCUGCAGAGGAACACAUCUCAGUCCAUGUCCACUCUCAGCCCUUUCCCCGAGAGAGAUUCGGCCAUCGCGUCCAGCAGCUCCUCUGGCCUCAACAUGACAAACGAGUCUCCAGAAGGGAAGAAGAAAUUUAAGCUGUUCACACACAAACGCAACAGCAGCACAGACAGUAAAGUGUCCCAGAGCGGCUUCGUCUCCAAACAGAGCAGCCCGCCGACGGUGUGCAUCAACGGCAGCCACGUCUACAGCGAGGAGCCCGAGACUAAAGGGUCUUCACUCAGCCUGACCAGCUCCGGACACGGGUCAAUGGAGGAACUGAGACGAGAGAAAGAAGAGAAAGAACGGCUGGAGGAGGAGAGGAGGAGGGCCGAGAGGGAGGUGGAAGAAGAGAGGAGAAAGAUUGAAGAAGAAAGAAAAAGAAAGGAGAGAGAGGAGGAAGAACAAAGAAAAAUAAUGGAAGAGAAAAAAAGAAUGAGGAUGGAGAGGGAGAAAGAAGAACAGAGGAUAAAGAUUGAGGAGGAAAGAAAAAGAAAAGAGAGAGAGGAAGAAAAGCAAAGAAAGAUUGAGGAGGAGAAAGAGAGGAUGAGGGUGGAGAGGGAGAAAGAAGAACAGAGGAGAAAGAUUGAGGAAGAAAGAAAAAGGAAGGAGAGAGAGGAGGAAGAGCAAAGAAAGAUUGGGGAGGAGAAAGAGAGGAUGAGGGUGGAGAGGGAGAAAGAAGAACAGAGGAGAAAGAUUGAAGAAAGAACAAGGAAGGAGAAAGAGGAGGAAGAGCAAAGAAAGAUAGAGGUGGAAAAAGAGAGGAUGAGGAUGGAGAGGGAGAAAGAAGAACAGAGGAGAAAGAUUGAGGAAGAAAGAAAAAGAAAGGAGAGAGAGGCAGAAGAACAAAGGAGAAAACUUGAGGAGGAGGUGGAAAGAGAGAGGAAGAGGGUUGAGGAGGAGAGAAGAUUGGCUGAGGAGAAGAGGAAGAGGACGGAGGAGGAGGAAAGGCUGAGGGACGAGGAGAGAAGAAGGAUGGAAAUGGAGAGAAGGCUAGCAGAGGAGAAGAAGGUGAGGGAGGAAGAAGAGAGGAGGCGAAGAGUGGCUGAGGAGGCGGAGAAACGAAGGCGAGAAGCGGAAGAGGAGAGCGAGAGAAAGAGGAAAGAGGAGGAGGAGAGGAGAGCGCGUGAGGAAGAAGAGAGGAAGGAGAAGCAGAGGCUGAGGAUGGAGGAAGAAAAAAGGAACAUGGAGAUGAAAGAGGAGGAAGAAAAGCGGCAGAAGAAAGAGAGAGAGACGAAGGAGGCAGAGCAGGAGCAGAGGCCAGUUCCAAAAGCCAGGAGUGGUAAAGUGAGUUCAGCCACAAAACUCGAGGAACCUCAAGAGGAACUUCCAUCUGAGGACCCGUUCUCCACCAACCCGUUCGAACUGAGCUUCUCUGAGGAACCUUCUUCCACGAACGCCUUUGAGGAACCGACCGACUCUCAACCUUCGGCCUCCGUUCGCUCGGCCAGGGUGUCUGCAGUGAAGCCCAGCGCGUCCACCUCUGGGACAGUUUCUCAGCUGUCUGUACCAAACACCAACCCAUUCUUGGACGAUGAUGAUUCAGUCGAUGGCAGUUUAGAGAACCUCAGCAGUGCUGGAAGGAGCACAGCUAGGAAAAAACGUGCCCCAUUGCCUCCUCAGAACAAGCCAGAGAUGUCAAGACCAACUGUUCCUUCCAGAGAUUUCCUGAUGGAAGAAACCAAACAGUUCUCAAAAGAAGUGUCAAAGCGCCCAGCACCUCUUCCACCAGGCUGUCUGAGGAAAACGACAGAAGAGCUGGUUAAAGAAUCUACUGUGGCUCUUGGUCACGGAGAGAAGGAAACCCUUGCAGUUCUGGAGAACCAUCAGACAAGCAAUGCGGCACCUGUCUCCAAAGAUGAGCUAAAGGCUCAGUGUAUUCAGAGCAUGAAGGCAAGACAAGGACAAAAUUCAUCUCCUCAAAAAAUGGAUCCCAACAACAAUCAAGCUACUACAGGACAGAUUGGCCAAAACGAGUCCACUAAGAUACAAGCUAAUACCAACCCUUCCACAUGUGGUGGUGGAGCAGUGGCUGCCAGGCACAACAAGGGACCAGCACCUGCAAAACCCUCAGCUGCUUCAAGUCGGAAGUCUCUGUCUGGAGAUGAACUGUCAAGCCACAGCACAAGUCUAACAGGUGGUACCAUUCAGCCUGAAGAAAAAGCAAAUGUUUCUACAGACUCUGAAAGCAAAGAUAAUCCUUCAAACUUUACAUCAAUGGAAGGACCAAAGUCUCUUGCAGCUGACGGCACCAAACCUGAACUUGCAGACGAGUUGUCCCACAAAGAUACUGCUGCAGAACCUUUACAGAAUAGCCAUACUGACAAUCUUCCCAGAGGAGAAGAGAUUGUGGAACAUCUGAGCCAGAUGAAUGAACCUGAAUCUCUGGAAUUGAAUGCUCCCUCAUGGGCAGAUCAAGAUUUGUGCCCAGAGUCUCAUGUCUGGGAACCUGACCGACCAAACAUGGAGAGUGAAGCGCUGACCGGAAUUGCCAAAAAGAAGUCUCAGGCUCCACUACCUCCAGGCAAACCAAAAAGAAUUGGAGACCCAGACUUGCCAAAUCAGCAACCUUCUCUUUCAAGGACUUUAGAGGCUAACCUCGGAUGCGUUCCAGAGAGCCAAAGCAACAAGAAGGACCAAGACAAGGCACAGGACACUGCGUCAAGCACAUACCCUUCUGUUACAGCUUCAUCCUCAACAUUCGCUCCACUUACCGAGGAGUCCGAGGUGAUGAAAGCAUGCAUUUCCGAGUCUACAGGCUCAGGGUCGAGGGCACUGCCGUGUGCCAGAGUGGUACCCACUGAUGCUCAGAGCAGUGCAGGUGAAGUGAAGGGGGCAGGAGGAGCUCCUGCCUCAGUAAUCAGACAGCACGCAGUCAAACCUCUGAACGCCGCAGACAAACAGUCGGACCUCAGAGAGACUAACGGCAAAGCUGCUGGAGCUUCGGAGAGCAUGCAGCCCAAAACAGAGGCUGCAGAGGCGGUGGGCAAAGGUCCGUACUCCCAGCUGACUCGGGCUGAGCUGAUCUCCCUGGUGAUCCGGCAGCAGGAGCAGCUCUCCCAGCGUGACUCCAGAAUCAUGGAGCUGGAGCAGUACAUCGAUAACCUGCUGGUGCGGGUCAUGGAGGAGCACCCCAGUAUCCUGAUGUCCAUCAACUCCAUGAAGAAGGCUGUUUAAACCGGGCUCCAUUACCUUCAGCUAUGGGGGCUCACUGGCCUGCACUGUUUAAAGAGAUAGCUUUGCAAA
Colossoma macropomum (tambaqui) is the source of this 3998-nucleotide messenger RNA. It is a transcript of the gene rab11fip1b, whose product is annotated as RAB11 family interacting protein 1 (class I) b. Gene Ontology annotation, cellular component: intracellular membrane-bounded organelle. NCBI's taxonomy places the organism in Eukaryota, Metazoa, Chordata, Actinopteri, Characiformes, Serrasalmidae. Gene Ontology annotation, biological process: regulated exocytosis. The record is from RefSeq and is a predicted model, not a curated record. The transcript has 6 exons. The coding region runs from base 51 to 3929 and encodes 1292 amino acids. Gene Ontology annotation, molecular function: small GTPase binding.